Messenger RNA from Stegodyphus dumicola, 561 nucleotides. RefSeq lists its product as uncharacterized. The record is from RefSeq and is a predicted model, not a curated record. NCBI's taxonomy places the organism in Eukaryota, Metazoa, Arthropoda, Arachnida, Araneae, Eresidae.
AUGCAGUCAAAGGGACCUCAGUUGGAUAAAGCUAUCGCAGAAAAGGAGGAAAUGGGGAUCAUAGUUAAGAGCAUGGCAGUAAGGUUAAGCUUAGUUGAAGAAUUGUGGAAUAAAUUUUCUUUGUGGAAUCGAUUGCUUAGGGUUGUAGCUUGGUGUUUGAGGUUUAUUGGUAAUUCCAGGAAAUCUAAAAUUCUGUCACCCUACCUAAAAACAAGAGAACUUAAUCAGGCUCACAAAAUUAUAAUUAAGGCAGUUCAAAGUUCUGAAUGUCAUGAUGAAAUCACUAGGCUAGAAAGCCGUAGUUCCUUGAAUGUCUCAAAUAAGUUAUAUCAGCUAAGUCUUUUUUUUGAUGAAGAUGGACUUGUGAGAGUUGGGGAAAGAUUAAAAAAUGCAAAUUUGCCAGAAGAAACUAAAUAUCCACUUAUUCUUCCAAAAAGCAAUCACAUAACGAACUUACUUAUAAAUUAUUAUCAUUUAAAAUAUCUACAUGCAGGUUCUCAAUUGAUGCAUUCUGCCCUUCAUCAAAAUUAUUGGAUUAUUGGAGUGGUCAGUAAUUCAUAG